AUGGCGUCGGAAGCAACGAGAAAGAAUCCCAUCGCCGUAUUUAUGGCAUUUGGUACCAAAGGCGACGUUUAUCCGAUCUCCGCCAUAGCUGCAGCUUUUGCUUCUGCUCGGAAGCAGUAUGAAGUCGCAUUUGUGACCCAUUCAGCUCACGAGGACCUGCGUGGUCAUCUGGGAAUAAAAGGAGUUCAAUAUUUCCCAAUUUUUUCGCCACCCACUCUAUCUUCUGUGCAAGAAAACAACAAUACUGGAGGCUCUACGGAGGGGUCUUUUUCUAUGCAGAAGCAUGAGAUCACGAGAAAACACAGGAAAGAAUGUCUUUUAGUUGUUGAAAGUAUCUAUGGAGAAACCCCGACCAUUGAUGGUGAUCUUAUUAUCAUAAACUUCUUUGCACUGGAAGGUUGGAGUCUUGCAGAACUAUUUGAUAUUCGGUGUGUUGUUGCUGCUCCAUAUGUUGUUCCAUAUAGUGCCCCUUCGUCUUUUGAACGUCAAUUUAGGAAUGAACUUCCUCUUUUGUACAAGUAUCUUCAACAAGCUCCAAUUGGCAAGAUUGGUUGGGAAGAUGUUACUCACUGGAUGUGGCCACUUUUCUCCGAAGAUUGGGGAACGUGGAGAAGCCAUGAGCUGCAAUUGAGCUUCUGGCCUUUUACGGAUCCAGUAACUGGCCUCCCAACUUGGCAUGUUCGACCUCCUUCUCCCAUUCUACUGUAUGGCUUUAGCCAAGAAGUUGUUGAGUGCCCCGGUUACUGGCCUUCAGCAGUUCGGGUUUGUGGCUUUUGGUUUCCUCCUGUUGAAUGGCAGUUCUCCUGUUCCAAGUGUGCAGAAAUUUCAUUGAGGAAAUUGAAUGCUGAGAAUGAGUUAUGUUCAAUGCAUGCCAAGUUAGACAAAUUUCUGGAUUCUUCUGCAGAGCGGCCUAUUUUCAUCAGUUUGAGUUCCAUUGGUAGCAUGGGUUACAUGAGGAAUCCCCAGGCAUUUCUUCGUGUUAUUGAAAAAGUCUCGAGUAUCACAAAGCACAGAUUUAUUCUGUUGUCUGCUGGUUAUGGACCUCUUGAUGCUGCUAUCCAAUUGUUUGCCCAGACACCAUCAUCAAAUACUGAGCGAAUCGAAUCUACUGAAGUCCAGACCUGCCUAUUUGAUGACAGACUAUUUUGCUUUUCUGGUGCUGUGCCAUAUAGCUGGCUAUUUCCAAGAUGUUGUGCUGCCAUUCAUCACGGUGGAAGCGGAUCUACUGCGGUGGCUUUACGUGCAGGAAUUCCUCAGGUCAUCUGUCCAUUUAUUCUCGAUCAAUUUUAUUGGGCCGAGAGGAUGUGUUGGCUUGGUGUUGCCCCCGACCCAUUGGAUCGAUCUUGCUUGGUCCCGGAUGAAGAUGACGACACGUGCAUAUCAAAAGCUGCUAAUGUGAUUGUCAGUGCAAUUAAUUAUGCGUUGUCUACUGAGGUCAGAUCGCGUGCGACACAGAUUGCUGAUAGAAUAUCGACAGAGGAUGGUGUCUCGACAGCUUUGAGGGUAAUUGAGAAAGAAAUCCUUUGCUCAGAUUGA
Striga hermonthica is the source of this 1536-nucleotide messenger RNA. NCBI's taxonomy places the organism in Eukaryota, Viridiplantae, Streptophyta, Magnoliopsida, Lamiales, Orobanchaceae. The record is from the annotation of a GenBank genome assembly.